AGAUAACAGCCCCAACAGUUGGACGAAGUGCCACCUAGUCCACCACCGCAACCUGAUGGACGCCAACUCUCUCUAACGGCCUCAAAGACUCAGAUCUCUGUGGACGUAAGUUCGAGGUGGAAGUUUCAGUUUGAGCUGCUGAAGUUCUGCUGUGGUUAAAGAGGAAGGCCGUGAAGAAAAAAAGAAAGAGAGGAGGGACGCAGCCUUCCGUUAACUCAGCCCCAGCGCGCACCGGCGGCAUUAAAGAGCACAAUGAGCGUCCCGCUUUACGCACCGACCCCCAUCCAACCGGCUCACCUGACCCCCUUCUACAUCGAGGACAUUCUAGGGAGGACUGCCACGGCCUCCUCCUCUCCUUCUUCUUCCUCAUCCACCUCCUCCUCUUGCUCUACCCCGGUCAUCCCCACCCCGACUCUUCCUUCGCCCAACUCCUCCUUCACAAGUUUUAUCUCACCGUAUCGGACCCCGAUUUACGAGCCCACGCCGAUCCACCCGGCGCUUUCUCAUCACGCAGCGGCGGCACUGACGGCGACGUAUGCCUCCACCGGGACCUUCCCCGGGUCCAUCUACCCGUUUCACCACCAGCACCACCGCUCCAUGGGGGACUACGCGCAGGCGUUGCUGAGACACGACCCUCUCGGUGAGUUUACUGAUUGUGCGCAAAAGUCUUUUUAGACUACCUCUUAAAACCCUCAAAAACAACGUGAGCUUUUAUUUGGCAUACCACAAAUUUAUUUUAAUCACAUCUCUGAAUCAUAAGACGCGUGUCUAGUUCCUAGAUUAGUCCCUUGUGUGUAAAUGCAGAUGGAAACAUAAUGUGGCGAUCAACAGGAGCGACUUUUCACUCUUUGCAUGGAAACUUCUCUAUCUUCACUCUAUCUUCACAAGCCUUGUUUCAGUGCCAACGAAACCGUUUUUGCAUAAGUAUAUCACGCUUGGUCAUGCAUGCAUGUCGGACUGAAGACAGUCUGCAGCAGCAUGAGGCCAAGAUAACUAACACUCUGGAGAGUAAACGUUCCUGCAGCUCCACUUUUCGGAAUGAUGUGUGGCUGUGCACUUAUGAGUCACGAUGUUAUUGUGACAGACCAGACAUGUUUGGGGGCUACAAUAGCAGCACUGAGAGGGUGAGGGUGAGUGUGUGUGUGCGCGAGAGAGAGGAGGGGGGUAACCUUGACUCCUUUUCCUGACGCCCAUUGUUCUGAGACAUCAGAGGAGCAAGUCAGCCAGUGACUAAAACAUAGCUGAGCUCUAAAUCACUUAUUAUUGAGUGUGUGUGUGUGUGUGAGAGAGAGAGAGAAAGAGUGUGUGUGCGCGUGUGAAAGAGAGUGUGUGUGUGUGUGUGUGUGUGUGUGUGUGUGCACGCGCGCUCAUAUGCCUUUGAGCACCAAACCUCCCCUAAUUGGAAGGAAAUGGCCAUAAAAUAAAUAAGGAUUGUAAUGUGGAUCAGAAAAUCCAUCUUUACGCACGCGUCUCACAAGCUUAACAGUCAACCCAACACUUGUUCAAUCUAUCCAAAACGUUUUAAACAUUUUAAAGUUCAAGAAAAGUCAGAUGUUGUCAUGAAAAACUCAGUGGACACUUUAAUGUUUUAGUUGUACUCAUAAUACUCUGAGGAUUGUGCGCACGAAACCAACAUUUCUAGCCUGAGCUGGUUAAGUCCUCGUCAAACUGUAGGUACAAAGAGUGAGCGAUGGUCCUCUUCAGUAUGGUGUGACAGGCGGACCGUCUGGCUUUGUGUUGCGGCUUUUUUUCCGUUCCUAGCGGAAGCCGUGAGCCUGUCGAUAGGAGUAAAUCUGGUUUCAGAAGCUGUUAAAUGUUUUCCUGGCUCACCCCGGCCAGCCGCUUCCUCGGGAGCUCGCUGCACGCUGCUGAUUAUUUUAUCGACAUCCUCAAUACAGACAUAUUCAGGAAACACUCGGCCUCUGAUAGCCCGGGAUCCGUUUUUCACAUAUUGUUGCACUUCCUCUGCCUGGCCAGCGAGGAUGUGGCUGACUUUCUUUAUGGUCGGCGGCGAGAAGAAAAUAAAGCAAACAAGGAGAGCACAUCAGGCCCAGAGGGAGCUUAGAAGAAUAGAUAAAGAGUCAUUAAGACAGAUUUACCGAAAUAGAAAAAGACUGAGCUUUAAAAUAACAGGUUAGAAACAAUGUGCUUUUGAGUGUCUGCACUGGGACUAAAAAUGUUUAGUCUCCUGACUGUCUCAAAGCUGUGACUGCAUUUGAGAUUAGUAAUGUUUUUAUUUCAUAGUCGAACUUGCAUGUGUGUUGAAUUUUUUACUGUUCGUUUGUUUGUUUUGUCAUCAAACUUUUUCCUUUUUUGGCCAAACGGGAUGCGAACCUCAGGUCUUCAUAGGUCUGCAGCAGAGGAUUUAGAUCCUGUUAUUAGUUUUUACGCUUCAAAUAAAAACGAGAUUGUGUUCACACAUCCACCACUCAGAAAUUCCGCGCAAAAAAACUGUUGAGUGCAUGAACUAAUAGAUAAGAGCAUAAAUCAGUAGGCUGGGAGCAAAAAAUACAACGAAAAAGCCUCCCACGUUAUAACUUUGCAUGAUAGGAUCCUCCAUGCCCUUCUGACUCAUAUUCAGUUGAAUAACAUUAGUUGGAAUUAUUUAAAAAUUCAGUGUUUGUUUAUCACAACACCCAAUCUGAGGUGUCAUUCUUAAGUCUGGGCCCCUUAAAAAAACAGUAGGCCUUUUCAUCACGGCCUAGACCACCCUUACACAUUCAUCAUAACCACAUGUCCAGUGAUCCAUAAAAACAUCUAAGAUAAUGACUUUGUGUUGCACAAAAGAUCAGGGUAAACUGUAAGAGGAGAGCGAAUAUGACAUUUCUUAUUUCUAUUCUUACUAGGGCCCGACCCAUAUGGACUUUUGGGGGCAGAUGCUGAUACCGAUCAUUAUGGGGGAGAAAAAUCCGAUUACCGAUUAAUCAACCGAUUUAAAAAAAAAUUUUUUAUGAAAUUUUAAAAUGUUAAUUUAAGUAAUACAUCUACAUAUUUAUUUUUUUUAACAAAUGGCUUUUGAGCCUUUCAAACACUUCUUCAAAGAAUUAAAGGCAGAAAACUCAUUUAAAAUCCUUUUUAUUGCUAAAACAACUGAAAAAGAAUUAUUACACAGCAAACAUGUCUUUUUUCAGGCUAAAUCACAUAGGCCCGUCAUGGCCGUAAUUUAACCCAAAAAAGACGCUGAAAUCUGGGUUUAUUUAGGCGGUCAUAAUCCAAACGUUGUUUAGACAUAUGAUGAAGACGUCUUUUCAACCACUUUAUGCUGGGUGGGUAUGAAUUAAAUGAUAAUAAAUGUCAUUUUACGCACACUAAUAGUGCUUUUAAGUGUGGGCAAAAUUAUAGCUGACUUCAACAAAAAGAAGCAAUAGAGGUCAGAUAGAUUUAAAGCUGCACAAAAACUAAUGUUUUGAGAGAUUGUAACAAAAUCACUAAUCAAAUUGAUGUUUUCUGUCAAAUCACUAAUAAGGACAGAUUGAGGUUAUAACUGGAGUAGGAAGCUGACCUGAACCCGCUUAAUGUGACAGGAAGGCAGACUCAGUCAGUUUGAAAACAUCUCAUCCUGCUUUUUGAGAGGAUUUCAGACACUUUCCACUGGAGGUUAAAAACAAAAACUAAUUUGUCACCAUGGCAACAACCCAUUUAAACAAGACGUGUAGAAGAGGCCAGAAGAAAAAAAAAUGGACUAUGGGAUGUGGACCAUAAGGGGACAUGAAGAUGCACAGUGCGCGCAGUGAUAUUUGAUCUUAUUGUCGAUCGAAGCUGUAACGGUUUAAUUAUUACGCACCAGCUUUUGCUGUCCAAUUCAGUUCAUUUGAUCAUAAUGUAGAAUGUUUUCAGCCCUCGGCAGCUUUGCAGGAGUUCUCUUACUUUAAAUUAAAAAUCUUUUACACAUUUCUUUAAAAUCAGCAGCAGUCUUAUCAUGUUUAUAUCAUAGACGCUGAUGAGGGCGCCCGUUUGUAUCAAAGAGGGCCCAGACUGAGAGGAUAAUUUCAGAGGAUCAUUGCCUUUGUCCAAACCUUUUUUAAUCGUUUUUUAAACAUGUUUGAAUUUCUGUACUGUUCCACACUCUGCCUCUUUGAGGACAUGACAGUUUACUUCGAUUUGGUCUCAGCAUAUCAACAUUAUUAAUAACAGUAUUAAUAAUGAUACAAUUCAAUCGCAACGAAAAACACAACUGGAAGCCUAAAACGCGAUUUUCUCUGUCUAUGGUUCCCAUUUUGUACUCGUUUUGAGUACUUUUAAUAAAAAUGUGUGAAUAUUUAAGAAAUUCCGGCUAUAGGAGGGAUAUCAGUAGAAGUCCCGGAGAAAAGAAAUCACCCUGAACUGUCAGUCCUCACCGAUGAGCUUUUUAUGGUUGUUGAAGUGCCUUUUUUCCAGUAAUGAUUGUAGUCUUAGUAUAUCGAAACAAGAUUAAAAAAAAAACUGGACAGUAAAAACACAGUGAAAUAAAUGCGCAAACAAAGUGAGCUGCGCGUAAAACCGAGAGUAACCUCCAUACAUUUGAAUAUAAAUACCUUAAUACUAAUAACUGCACAAUACUUAUAUUAAUACCAUUUUAAAGAGACAAUUUCUGCUCUGAUUAAUCAGUGUUGAACUGGUUCGCAUCAUAAAUCAAAUAAAGUUAAUUAUCCUUUAAAACGAAUCCAUUUUUUCAUCUGCGUCUUUUUUCCACGGUGCGUAAAGAUUCAUUUUGUUGGUUUUAUUCACGAAAUCAACCACCGACUGUUGCAAGAUCUCAAAGUAAACAUAUUCGUUUUACUUAUGGAGGUCAUUAACUACCAAAAAAAUAAAAAUAGAAAAAAAAAUGCCCGAUUGUGAAGCCGAGGAAAUGGAUCUGAGAACGGUUCUUUCAGUUAAUUUAUGAGAUAAAUCCACAUUUAGACUAAAUUUAGACUUAAACUGUUAACUUUUAAAACAUUUUUUUUUCUUCUUUUCUGGAUUGACUAACUUCCCGUGUGUGGAGCCGCCUGAGAAACUCUGUGUCUGCAGUUUGUCCUCAGCAGCAGCAGUUGUUCUGUAUUGAGUCAGUGAGAGCAGAGGACACAAGCGUCUGUCGUUGGAUGCCAUCGCCUAUAAUCACACCACAAAGCAGGAAGCACAUGAAGCGGAUAUUUGGCCAUAGUUUUCACUCUGUCACGACCUUCCUCAAAGACAGCAGCAGCAGCAGGGCCGCGUGCAGCAGGCCAGCGUGCAGCUCUGCUAUUGUUCCUGCAGGUCAUUAAGAGGAGGAAAGGAAGAGAGCCUGAUUACUGCGCUGCACGGACCAUCCUCCCAGAAUGCAUCCGCUCAGCAGGCGCGGGAUACAACAUAAACACUUAUUUAUUUUGUUGAAACAACCGCGAGGGCAAUAAAAGUCUUACAUCCUCCCAAAACCAAACUGCCAUUAGUUACAGGGAAUAACCCUUUAAUCAAUAAUGGUGAAUAUAUAGGGUGUCAGAAUAGUGGAGACUUUAUUCUCAUCUUCCACAGAUGUUAUAGGAUAUUAUUUGUAUUUCUGUAUUUUGGAUUUUGAAUAUUCUCCGUUUCCUCCUCCAAAGGCAAGCCUCUGCUGUGGACCCCGUUCAUCCAGCGGCCCCUGCACAAAAGAAAAGGGGGUCAGGUUCGCUUUUCCAACGACCAGACCAUCGAGCUGGAGAAGAAGUUUGAGACGCAGAAGUAUCUCUCCCCUCCGGAGAGGAAGCGGCUGGCAAAGAUGCUGCAGCUCAGCGAGAGACAGGUGAGACCACCGAUUCUGGUUCAUUAUAGAAAAAAUAAUCAUCUAUAUCCGUGUUUAUAGCCUCUUAAUCCUUUUUAAGAUCCCGUGUAACUGCUCCCGGUGCGCGUACGCACUGGUAAACUACUGCUCGAGACCUGAAUUUUAUGAACCCACAUUACGACCCCCUUAAACUACCAUGACACGAAGCGAUAUUUGAGAUUAAACAGCUUUAAAAGCUUAUUAUGGUCUUCAUCUGAACGGCGCGCUCUGCGUAAACUCUGAUUUCUCAUGACUGAUCUGAUGCAGGUGCUGCUCAAGCUCAACCCACACCGUGAAAUGGUCAAAUAAAUGAAAUAUGAUUGAAAUUAGUAGGAUAAAUGAAUACAAAUAGCUGCACCAAUGAAUUGCAAAUUAAACGUUUCUAUUGUUGCCCUUUUUACAGCAUGUCAUGGUGCAGGUAAAAACUGUGAUAUUUCUAAUUUUCAGGGUAUAGUCAGAUACUGACCAAAAAAACCCAACAUGUAUCUUCUGAGAUGUAUUUUCUUUCCUUGUGCCCUGAACUGACAUAAAGGGCCUUGCAACAUCAAAUGACUUCAAACUGUUUAAGUGAAUGCAAAAUAUUCAAGAAACUCAAAAGCAGAAAGUUGCGAAAGUGUUACGCAAAAUGAGCAAUCAUUACAAAAACUUAAGAAAUAUUUCAUGAAAGGCAGAGUGUUUACGGAGUUCAAAAAUAUGUCACAAAACAAAAAACAAAACCCAGGACAAAAAAAAAAAACAAAACCUAAAGAUAAUUACUUUAUUAUUCUAAUACUCACUGAAAUACUAGAUUAAUCCCCAAAGGCAAGUUUCCCUCUUAAACAUAAUUUGUAUUCUUUCAAGAAUUUCCUACUAUACCAAUAGUUCGUGCCAAUUUUAGCACCCCCAAUAGGACAAAGCAGCCUUUGCUUAUUCUGUCCUUCACAUGAUUAAGUGUCUUCCAGCCAAAAAUCUCAUCCUUUAUUAGGAAAAUUGAAUCUGGAGAUUGUAAAAGCUGGACUGUUUCUUCAGCUGCUUUGCUGACACUGACCCUCUUGCACCACUUUGGACCAUAAAAAAUUCUCAAUCUCAUCUCUGAUGGUCUUGUUUGCUUUUGUAUAUCAUAGAAAGAAUUCAAUAUGAAAAUCAGUCUGUUUUAUUACCACCAAAAACCUCUUCACUGGAGCUUUAAUUGGCCCAAUAACCACAAAGUUAUUGCAAUGGAUAGCUUAUGUGAAUCAGAAUUUUACCUUAAAGAGUUCCCUGUCUUUGGUGUCUACAGACCAUUAAAUGUAUUUCUAAAAAAAGUGUAUCUCAACAAUAAUCUGUUUGAUAAACCUCAAGAUGACUUUGAUUGAUCUUAUUUAUCUUCACUUUUCAGGUCAAAACUUGGUUCCAAAACCGACGAGCGAAGUGGCGAAGACUGAAACAGGUGCGCUUUCACUGAUCCCUUUAUCAAAUAUUAUUAUGAUUAACAUCUCUGACCUCUUUAUUUACAUGUUAAUCACUUUUUUAAAAUCCUAACAGGAGAACCCACAGGGGGGAAAGAGGGAAGUGGAGGGGGACAGCUCAGCCGGGAGGACCAACAAAGCAGAGGAGACCACAGAGUCCCCCGAGAUCCAGAGCCCGGCACACAGACACUCUGCAGCGACCUCUGAGCUGUCACAGAGCGGCCGAUGCGGGCGCUCCGUCUCCCCCAAACACUCAGAGCUGGACUCUGAGGUGUCAGAGGACACAGACCAGGAGCUGGACAUAGAGGACGACAGUGAGUUCCCUCUGAACCCUUAGUCUUGACUGAGCCUUCACGGGGUCCUCAAUGAUACUGGAUCCACUGGGACACUAAGGAGCUGGAUGAUGAAGAUCUCUGGAUCCCCUGACACUCAUCACUCAGCUUUAUCGGACUCUGUCUGUUCCACAAAGACACCCAUGGCGGACUGGCUCCUGGUACAGAUCAGACAUUUCAACCUGCAGUGCCUUUUUCCCCACACAGGACAGUUGUCUGGUUUCUCUUUGUGUAUAUCUCUGUGUACUCUGCUGUGUUGUGCUGAUGAUCUCUGUAAAUAACCUGAAGGCCUUUCUCUUGUACUGUAUGCUGUUUGAAUGAUGAAUGCUCUUAAGACCAUCCACAUGUGCCUUAAAAUGGGAUAUUCAACCAAUGAAUGAAGGACUGAUGAUGCUCUGUUGAGUCAUGUGUAAUAAACUAUGUUUGUGUUACAUCUGCUGUCACUUUGGGCUCUGAAGAGGGAAACAUUUACUCAGAUUGAGAGUUUAAACUCUGACUUCAACUUUAACCAGGAUAGUAUGAUAGUACAAGCUUGAAAUGAAAGUGUACUAAAGAGAAAACCCUCAGAUAAUAGAAAGAGGAAAACAACAGGGUUUAAAACAAACCACAAACAACCCAAAGUCAUAUUUGCAGUUUUUAUUUCAAAAUUUGUGAUUUCAAGACAAAAUGUGAAAAGAAGUUAUUUCUUAUUUUUUAUUACUUUUUUUUGUUUCUUCAAAUUCACCCCAAAGAGUAAACAGACAUUAAAUAGAACAAUUAUGAUCAUAUACAACAAACUAUAAAAACAAUAAAGAUCUAAGCAAAAAAGUUUUAAUGUUACAUGUGUGUUAAGAGAGUAAAGUCAUAUUAUAACAAAUAAAAACACGAUUUUACAAAACUAAUGUUGUAAUGUAAGGAGAAUUAAAAUAAAUAUCUGAUGAGAAUAAAAAAGACAUGGUGUUACAAGGA
Messenger RNA from Xyrichtys novacula (pearly razorfish), 8441 nucleotides. The record is from the annotation of a GenBank genome assembly. Lineage: Eukaryota; Metazoa; Chordata; Actinopteri; Labriformes; Labridae.